AUGAAUAAUGCCGCAGAAAAAUUAUGUGAUAUACUAAAUGCAUCACUUACUGAACUUGAAUCAAAUAUUAAUUCAAGUGCCAUAAAAUAUAUUUCUCAGCCUUAAAACUUGCUUGAAGUAAAUCAUUAUUCUACAGCAUAAAUAGGAUUUAGAAUAAACAAUCAUUGAUUUCAAAACAAAAUUUUAUGAAUUUAUACAUAACCUAUUAAAAUUUUUUGGAUAGCUUAAUAAUGAUUAAGAUAUAUUGAAAAUUGCUGAAUAAUUAGAAAAUUAUUUUAUGAAAUAUAAAUAAUAAUAACUUUUUAUCCAAAUGAAAGCUACAUUAACAAUUAAAUUAAAGGCACUUAUGGAUACAUUUUGUGGAGAAAAUAAAUAAAAAUUAGAAGUAUUUUAUAUAAAUAUAUAUUUUCAGGUAUAAAAUUAAAUCAAAUAAUUACAAGAAUGUUUAAUGAAAAUUGAAUUAACUUUAUUUGAAUAAUAAUAAAUAUUAUCUCCUUAGCAAUAUUAUUAUAUUACACCUCAUCCUAAAAAGAAUUUUAUACAAUAAUCUUCAAAAAAUAAUAUAACACCAAAUUUAAGUUAAGACGCUGAAUUGAGAGCAAAAGGUGUUUUUAUCACACCAGAGAAUAGAUAAUAAUAACCAAGGCAAUUUGAAAAUUCUCAUUAGUAAUAUUCUUCAAAUGAAAGGUACACUUUAGUCUAGAAUAAAACUUUAAAUUCAUUUGACAAAGAAAAUAAAACAGAUCUACUAAGUCCAAUGUUUGGAUUCUAAGAAUAAACAAUUUAAUAAACUUAAUCACUUGAAAAUGAUAUGUUAAAUUAAUUAGAAUAAAAUUUUUUUAAAGCUUAAAUAGGAAAUAAAUCAUUUGAUUUAUCUAAUAAACUUAUUUAAUAAACAUUUUAAAAUCCAGAAUAAUUAUAAAUUAUUAAAACAGAACAAUUAGGCAAUCUUUUAGAAAGUGAUGAUCAACCUAAAACAAGAAAUUAAUCAGUUGAUCUAAAUAAAGAAAAUUAAUUAUCCCCAAAGGGAAAGAGAUUAAUCUAAACUUCAAAAUCUAAAAAAUCUUUUUCAAGAUGUACAAUAUAUUUAGAUACAACAAAUCUUCUUUAGAAAUUAAAUUUAGUUGAAGCUUCUAAACAUAUUAAUAUAUAGAAUAAAUCAGAUAAAGAAAAUUAACCAAAUUAUAACAUAAAACAAUUAAAAUCUAAUAAACCUGUAAGUUUGUAAAAAUAAAAAGGGCAACCCAUUAAAAAAGUUUAAUCAUAAGAAAACUUAUUAAAAAAACAAAAGUCAAACUGA
This is a messenger RNA of Paramecium sonneborni, 1300 nucleotides long. Lineage: Eukaryota; Ciliophora; Oligohymenophorea; Peniculida; Parameciidae. The record is from the annotation of a GenBank genome assembly.